This is a messenger RNA of Coregonus clupeaformis (lake whitefish), 1706 nucleotides long. RefSeq names its product SPRY domain-containing protein 3. The transcript has 11 exons. The record is from RefSeq and is a predicted model, not a curated record. Gene Ontology annotation, molecular function: protein binding. Bases 311 to 1552 code for a protein of 413 amino acids. NCBI's taxonomy places the organism in Eukaryota, Metazoa, Chordata, Actinopteri, Salmoniformes, Salmonidae.
CAUUAGAAGGCGCCAUUUGCACUCUGCGGAAUUUGUUUUGAUGGAGCUCGACGUACUUGAAAUUUGUAAACAACAACGAAUAUAGUAGUCUAAAGACAAGGUGGGCAACUUGUGUGUGUUUUAUAAAUAAACAAAAAAUUCCCGGACGUGUGAGACUAUGUGCUGCGUACGGACGGAGCUAUGCUCUUCCUGUGUGUGAAGUCACUAAGUGCUUGAUGUGGAUAGCUAGCAACCUAGCCAGCCAGCUAGCUAGCUAUUUCCCUGGGGCGUAAUAAUUAGUCCAAACAGUUGCAAAACGUUCCGGUAAGCGAUGGACGACAUCAACCUCCAUUACCGCUUUCUGAACUGGAGGCGGAGGAUCCGGGAGAUUCGCGAGGUGCGGUACCGCGAGCGGUUCAAGAGGAUGCUGAGGGAUGGAGAAGUGCUCAGUUACCAAGGGAACUCUGAUGAAGUUGGCUGCUACGUGGCUCCAAGGCCGUUAUCCAAAGGGAACUGCUACUUUGAGGUGACCAUCGUUGACACAGGGGUGAGGGGGAUGAUUGCUGUUGGCCUGGUGCCUCAGUACUACAAGCUGGACCAUCAGCCUGGCUGGCUCCCGCACUCAGUGGCCUACCAUGCUGACGAUGGCAAGCUGUACAAUGGGAACACUAUUGGACAGCAGUUUGGGCCCAAGUGUAACCGUGGCGAUCGUAUUGGCUGUGGGAUCUACCUAGAGGCAUUUGAGGAUGGACAAACAACGGUCUUCUUCACCAAGAACGGAAAAGAAGUGGGCACGGUGGUGGUCCCAGGGUCUCCAGAGGCGCUCUACCCGGCCGUUGGGAUGCACUCUCUGGGGGAGGAGGUGCAGCUGGACCUGCAAGCGGAGUGGGGGAUGGAGGAGGAAGACGGACUGAUGAUAGUGGACAGCCACGAGGAUGAGUGGGGGCGUCUCCAUGACGUCAGGGUCACCGGCUCGUUGGUAGAGUACGUGGGUAAAGGGAAAAGCAUCAUGGAUGUGGGUUUGGCCCAGGCCGAUCUACCCCUCAACACACGCUGCCACUACUAUGAGCUGGAGAUCACUGACGCAGGAGAGAAGUGCUACAUCGCCCUGGGACUGGCACGCAGGGAUUACCCCAAAAACAGACACCCUGGCUGGAGCAGGGGCUCCAUAGCCUAUCAUGCAGAUGAUGGGAAGCUCUUCCAGGGUAGAGGGGUGGGGGACGCCUUUGGCCCUCGCUGUUUUGAGGGGGACGUCAUGGGCUGUGGCAUCAUGUUCCCACGGGACUACAUCCUGGACAGUGGAGAUGACAGAGACGACGGGGACUUGGAGGUGCGGCCCAAGCAGCGGCGUGUCCAGAACGACCUCUACAUGAACGAUGAAGACGAGGAGGAGGAUGGAGAGGAACUGGAGGGGGAGCAGGAGGGGAGGAAGGUCAUGGUGUUCUUCACACGGAAUGGGAAGGUGGUGGGCCGCAAGGAGGUGGCAGUGCCAGCAGGGGGGUUCUACCCUACCAUCGGCAUGAUGAGCACCGGGGAAAAGGUCAGGGUGGACCUGCACCCCCUAAGCGGCUGAGAGGAGAGGAGAGGAGGGAUGGAGGAGAGGAGGAUGGAGUGAAGAGGGUAGGGACAUGACCAGAGAGAGAAGUGGCUCCAACACACAGACGCACACACACCACAACACAAACUCCCCAAAAAAACAAUUUGGUUGUGCAUCAGCAAUUUUUAUC